AUGGCGGCUGACCUCCGGCAGGCGCCGGCGUGGUUCGUCUGGCUGGCCGUCCUCGGCGCCCUCCACGUCGCGGCGCUCUCGUCCCGCCUCCUCGUCCACCUCGCGCACUGCCUGCGCCGUCCCAGGGACCUCCGCCGGCGCUACGGCGCGUGGGCCGUGGUCACCGGCCCGACGUCCGGCAUCGGGCGGUCCGUCGCCCUGGAGCUCGCCGGCCGGGGCCUCAACCUCGUCCUCGUCGGUCUAGACGCCGCGGACCUCCGGGAAGUCUCUGACACGAUCACCUCCCGCCACCCCGUGGAGACCAGGACCGUGGUGUUCGACCUCUCCCUCGUCUCCACUCCCCAAGGCGACGAGGCGAUGCGGCGGCUCCGGGACGUCGUGGAGGGGCUGGACGUGGGCGUCCUCGUGAACAACGCCGGGGUGAUGAGCCCUCGCGCGGCGUUCUUCCACGAGGGCGACUUGGAGGCGUACGUGCGCAUGAUCCGCGUGAACCUGUGGGCGCCGACGGAGGUGACGGCGGCGGUGAUCCCGGGCAUGGCGGCGCGGGGCAGGGGCGCCGUGGUCAGCAUGGGGUCGGCGACGUCGGAGGCCGUCGCCUCCUUCCCGCUCCACGCCGUCUACUCCGGCACCAAGCGGUACGUCGCGGUGCUCUCCGGGGGCCUCGCCGCCGAGUACGGGGGCCGAGGGGUCGACGUGCAGUGCCAGGCGCCCAUGUUCGUGGCGACGGCGAUGAUCGCCGACUUCUCGGCGGUCUGGCGCCCCGCGCCGCUGGUGCCCACCGCCGACGCCUACGCGCGCGCCGCGGUGCGCUGGGUCGGCCGCGGCGGCCCGCUCUGCGUGCCCAGCCUCCGGCACCGGCUGCUGUGGUGCCUCCUCGCCGCCGUGCCCGGCCGCGUCCAGGACUGGGCCUGCCUGCGCGAGGGCCUUCGGCAGAGGAACACGUCCCGGAGAUCGUCGACGGCGUCCGCAAACCUUAACUAA
Molecule: messenger RNA, 981 nt
Organism: Triticum turgidum subsp. durum (durum wheat)
Lineage: Eukaryota; Viridiplantae; Streptophyta; Magnoliopsida; Poales; Poaceae
Source: the annotation of a GenBank genome assembly